Messenger RNA from Plasmopara halstedii, 1032 nucleotides. Its product is annotated as mRNA export protein (contains WD40 repeats). Gene Ontology annotation, molecular function: ubiquitin binding; RNA binding. The transcript is spliced from 6 exons. Gene Ontology annotation, biological process: RNA export from nucleus; transcription-dependent tethering of RNA polymerase II gene DNA at nuclear periphery. Gene Ontology annotation, cellular component: nuclear pore. NCBI's taxonomy places the organism in Eukaryota, Oomycota, Peronosporomycetes, Peronosporales, Peronosporaceae. The record is from RefSeq and is a predicted model, not a curated record. Bases 1 to 1032 code for a protein of 343 amino acids.
AUGUCUUUCGGCCAGCCCGCAGGUGGAUACCUCAACCCGAACAAUGACUACACCAUAGGCGAGACCAUUAAUGAUGGUAUUCAAGAUCUAGCAUGGAGCCCCACAAGUAACAUAUUAGUAUCUGGAAGCUGGGAUAACUAUGUUCGUUGCUGGGAGGUGCAGCAGCAGGGCAUGCAGUUCAAUGCCGUUGCCAAGGCACAAAUUGCACACGAUGGUCCUGUGCUUUGUACCACCUUCAGCGGGGAUGGCAGCACAGUAUUCUCGGGCUCGUGCGACAAGACAGCGAAGAUGUGGGUACUGAACGGACCUGCGCAGGGCCAGCAAAUUGCUGCGCAUGAUGCGCCAAUUCGAAGCAUCGCUUUCAUUCAGGAGGCCAAUUGUGUGGCCACGGGUAGUUGGGAUAAGACUCUCAAGUACUGGGAUACACGCUCACCCACACCUAUGGCCUCCGUGCAGCUUUCGGAGCGCUGCUAUGCCAUGGAUGUGAGGCAUCCUCUGCUUGUUGUGGCUACAGCCGAUCGAAUGGUUCACGUGGUUGAUAUCAGAAAACCAUCGCAAAUCUACAAGUCAAUCCAGUCAAAUUUGAAAUUUCAAACGCGGACAAUUGCGUGCUUUCCAGAUGCUUCAGGCUUUGCUGUUGGAUCAGUUGAAGGACGUUGUUCCAUUCAGUAUGUCGAGGACAAAGACAAAAGAAACGACUUUGCCUUCAAGUGCCAUCGAGACGGAUCAGAUAUAUACCCAGUAAGCAGCAUUGCGUUUCAUCCAUUUGGAACAUUUGCUACCACCGGUGGGGACGGCACAUUCUGCUUUUGGGACAAAGAUGCCCGUCAGAAGCUUAAAACCUUCAACAAAUGCAACCAGUCGAUUACGACCGGCAAAUUUAACGCGCGCGGAGAUAUUUUUGCUUACACACUUUCAUAUGACUGGUCGAUGGGUGUUGAGAAGUAUAAUCCGAAUCAGCCAAGCGUAAUUCGGCUGCACAGUGUGGCGGAGGCGGAAAUAAAGCAAAAGAAAAAGCCAGCCUCUCGAUAA